AUGAUGUUUCCUACAACAGGUUGCCCUUUAGGAACAUACGGAGUAUACUGUGGAAUGAAAUGUUCAGAAAACUGUAUAUCAGGAUCGUGUGACUUAGUUAGUGGACACUGCACAUUUGGUUGUACUGAUGGUUGGGUCGGUAAUAGGUGCAAUAAAAAAUGCAGUACCGGAUAUUUUGGUAGAAAUUGUUCCCAGUCAUGUGAAGGAUGCAUAUCUGAUCUAUGUGACCGUUUUGAUGGCUUUUGUAAUGUGACAGACAAAUGUAAACCAGGAUAUAUACACGACUUAAAAUGUAAUCAAGCAUGUGAGCACAUGUACUAUGGUGAUAAUUGUACAGAAAAAUGCAAUUGUCUCUCUAGAUUGGAACCUUGUGAUAAAUCUACUGGAAUGUGUUCUGACGGCAAAUGUGACAAAGGAUGGUCUGGGGAAUCUUGUAAUAAAGAUAACAAAAUUUGUUCAUCUACAACUAAUCAAUGUGCAAUGUACGAAAAUGUGAAAAGCAACUUUACAAGUUCAGAAAAUAUACGACUAUCGUUUUCAAAAAAGCACGAUAGAAAAAUCAAUAUUGAUGACAUAAGUUCCAAUAACUUACCAGAUGUAGAGGAACAAGAGAAUGUGAAUGUAUAUGGCAACAUGAUAUUGGAAGAUGAUAUAUGUCAAUACAAAAUUCGUAUUGAGGACCUAGCAGAUGUAAUAAUUGAAAAACGUCACGACGAAGGAUUUGAAAAAGAAUAUAUGAUGUUCCCGAAAGGUCUUAUUCAUGCUCAUAUUGAGGGAUCAAAAGAAGAGAAUAAAGCUAAAAACAGAUUUUUGACUACAUGGCCAUAUGACCACUCCAGAGUAGUGUUGAAAGGAGACACAAAAUAUGAUUAUAUAAAUGCAAAUUACAUCGACAGCUAUCAUAAAGAAAAGGCAUACAUAGCUACACAAGGUCCAAAAAGAAAUACUCUUAGAGAUUUCUGGCAUAUGGUUUGGCAGGAGAACGUCUGCAAAAUAGUGAUGGUCACCCAACUGGAGGAAGAUAGAAAAAAAAAAUGUGAACAGUAUUGGCCACAGGCAACUAACAAACCGUUAAUAGUAGACUGCUAUACCUUGACCAUGCAAGUAGAAAAAGAACACUCCGAGUAUGUGUACAGGCUGAUUAAAGUUGGACACAAAACGGCAAAAGAAAAACGAAAGGUUCACCAUUAUCAUUUUACUCAAUGGCCUGAUCACGGUGUUCCAGACAGUAUAAAGCUGGUGAAUUUCUACAGGGCAGUCAAAAACAAUAACCGUAAUCAGCAUGGACCACUUUUGGUACACUGCAGUGCUGGCAUUGGCAGAACGGGGACAUUUAUUGCUAUAGAUUCUUUAUACGAACAUGGAAAAUCAGUUGGUUAUGUCGAUAUCGUGGAAUAUGUGAAGAUUAUGCGGAGGGACAGACUGAAUAUGAUUCAAACAUUUGAACAAUAUGAGGCUGUGUUUGAAGCAUUGCAAGAAUUGUUCACCGUGCUAGACACAUCUAUUCCAGUGAAAGAUUUCAGUAGAUAUGUUGACAAGAUACAGGAUAAUGCGACAAUUCCACAAAACCAAAAGGUGUACAGAUUAGAGUUUCAGAGGUUACAAAGUCUUCGUCCGUCACAUUUUGCUGACAAAUAUACAUCUGCAAGACUAAAGGAGAAUAUUUCUAAGAAUGCAGUGAAUGAUAUUUUACCAAAUGACGAAUACAGGCUAUAUCUUAUGUCCUUGGGCAAAAACAAAAACGAUUACAUAAAUGCAGUUAUGAUUCCGGAUGCUCCAUUAUGGUCAGGAAAAGACAAAACACUAGCGUUUGAAAAUUUUAACAUUGACCUAGAUAUUGAUAAUACACCGGAAGAAAUCCAGCUUUCCCUGGUUCAUCGAGGGAUUCAACACGAAAAAAGGUCUAUAUUUGUUUUAUCUCCAAGAGAAAUUGAAAGUGACAGUACUUUGCUACCGUCAACAACGAAUAUGCUUGUACUAUUGCAAAGAGUAAUCGAACAACGAAAACAGCAAACAGGUCCAGUGACUGUCGUAUGCAGAAAUGGUGCUACAAAAAGCGGACUGUUUGCAUUAAGUUUGAUUUUAGAGAAAAUGAAGAUAGACGAUCAAGUCGACGUGUUUCAAGUAAUAAGAACAAUACAAAUUCGGCGACCAGAAUUCUUGACAAAUUUUGUCGAUAUUGAUGAAUCAACACAACGUGUAGAAUAA
Messenger RNA from Mytilus californianus (California mussel), 2208 nucleotides. Its product is annotated as receptor-type tyrosine-protein phosphatase alpha-like. The coding region runs from base 1 to 2208 and encodes 735 amino acids. The transcript has 18 exons. NCBI's taxonomy places the organism in Eukaryota, Metazoa, Mollusca, Bivalvia, Mytilida, Mytilidae. Gene Ontology annotation, biological process: protein dephosphorylation. The record is from RefSeq and is a predicted model, not a curated record. Gene Ontology annotation, molecular function: protein tyrosine phosphatase activity.